Messenger RNA from Arachis stenosperma, 1421 nucleotides. Its product is annotated as stearoyl-[acyl-carrier-protein] 9-desaturase 6, chloroplastic-like. Gene Ontology annotation, biological process: fatty acid biosynthetic process. NCBI's taxonomy places the organism in Eukaryota, Viridiplantae, Streptophyta, Magnoliopsida, Fabales, Fabaceae. Gene Ontology annotation, cellular component: chloroplast stroma. The record is from RefSeq and is a predicted model, not a curated record. Gene Ontology annotation, molecular function: stearoyl-[ACP] desaturase activity. The transcript has 2 exons. Bases 121 to 1275 code for a protein of 384 amino acids.
UCAUUUACCCACAGAAAUAUCACAAAAGAGAUGUUCAUUACUGCACAUUUCUCCUACAAAUAUUUAUGACCUUGCUCACUCUAACACCAUUUCCAUCCUCAAGCAAGAGAAAAAAAAAACAUGCAAAUGCAAAUAAGUUCCUUGCGCACUCAAACUUUCUGGCAUUCACCUGCUCAAAAGUAUGGCCGCCACAUCAUGGCAUUGCCAAGAGCGGCCGCCAUUGCGGCACCGCCUCCCUUGAAAUCCCAGAAAACCCACUCCAUGGCACCAGAAAAGAUCGAGAUUUUCAAGUCACUGGAAAACUGGGCCUCAGAAUGUGUGCUACCGAUGCUGAAGCCAGUAGAACAAUGUUGGCAGCCACAGAAUUUGGUGCCAGACUCAUCGCAACCCUUAGAUGAAUUCACCGAUGAGGUGAAGAAUCUCCGGCAGCGCACUGCGGAGAUUCCGGAUGAUUACUUUGUUGUGUUGGUGGGUGAUAUGAUCACGGAGGAUGCUCUACCUACUUAUCAGAGCAUGAUUAACAACUUAGAUGGGGUUGGGGACGAGAUCGGGUCAAGCCCAAACCCGUGGGCCGUGUGGACUCGAGCUUGGACGGCUGAAGAGAAUAGACAUGGGGAUUUGCUCAGAACUUAUUUGUAUCUUUCGGGUCGGGUUGAUAUGUUGAUGAUCGAAAAAACAGUGCAAUACCUCAUUGGAGCUGGCAUGGAUCCAGGAACCGAAAACAAUCCUUAUUUGGGGUUUGUGUACACCUCAUUUCAAGAACGAGCCACCUUCGUGUCACAUGGAAACACAGCCCGGCUAGCAAAGGAGGGUGGUGAUCCUGUGCUGGCUCGCAUAUGUGGGACCAUAGCUGCAGAUGAAAAGCGCCACGAAAACGCAUAUCAAAAGAUUGUUGAGAAGCUUCUAGAAGUGGAUCCCAGUGAUGCAGUUGUUGCAAUAGGAGACAUGAUGCAGAAAAAGAUCACAAUGCCAGCACACUUGAUGUACGAUGGGAGUGACCCUAAGUUGUUCGAGCACUUCUCCGCCGUGGCGCAGCGAUUGGGCGUGUACACGGCCAAUGAUUAUGCUGAUAUCUUGGAGUUCCUUGUUGGACGGUGGAGAUUGGAGAAGCUAGAAGGAUUGACGGCUGAGGGAAAACGAGCACAAGAUUAUGUGUGUGGGUUAUCUCAGAGGAUCAGGAGGCUGCAAGAGCGUGCUGAUGAGCGAGCACGCAACAUGAAGAAGUCGCAUAGCGUGAAGUUCAGCUGGAUCUUUAACAAGGAAGUGCUUUUGUGAGUUGAGAGUUUAGACAUGAAAAUUAUGUACUAGGCUUUGCUUGCAUCACAAGAAACCUUGGUUGGUAGAGAAAUAUGUGAUAUGGUGGUGUUGGUAGGUGGCACUUAUGCAUGCUAAUAAGAAUGAACAUAGCUUUGUUUGCAAAA